CAUAGCUCUUUUGAGAAGAAGGUUCUUGUCCAUGGAGCUCAGAUUACCGUCCCUGUCAGCUCUCUUUCUCCUUCUGUCAAUUGCACAGCUUCAACAAACAAUGUGAACUCAACCCUUAAACUAGUUCACAAGUAUGGACCAUGCUCUCAGCUGUUCGAUGGUGGCCCCAUCAACCACACACAGGUUCUUCUCGAAGACAUGGCAAGGGUGAAAUGGAUCCAAUCCAAGAUCUCCAACAGCAUCAGUGGCACCAGUGAUUUGAAGGAGUCCAACGUUAGCCUUCCAGCAAGCAACAGCUCCAACGGUUUCGAAUAUGUGGUGACUAUAGGCCUUGGCACGCCGAAGAAGGACCUGACCCUCGCGUUCGAUACAGGAAGUGCGCUUACUUGGACCCAGUGUGAGCCUUGCAUCUGGUUUUGCUAUAACCAGACCGAGCCAAUCUUCAACCCCUCUCAAUCGUCGUCCUAUGUCAACAUAUCUUGCUCCGCGCCAUCGUGCAUUCAGCUUCCUUCUGGCACAGAUCAGCUAACUGGCUGCAGCGGAUCCACAUGCGUCUACGGGGCAUCAUACGGCGACGCGUCCUUCACGGCUGGGUUCUUUGCCACGGAAACGCUGACCCUAACCCCGACGGAUGUUAUUACCAACUUCGAAUUCGGUUGUGGCGAGAACAACCAAGGGACAUUCGAUGGUUUCGCCGGACUCCUUGGGCUCGCCCGAGACCCAGUAUCGAUCAUAGAGCAAAGCGCGACCCAGUAUGGCCGAUACUUCUCAUACUGCCUUCCUCGUUCAACUAGCGGCACCGGGUACUUGACUUUUGGAAGGGGCACAGUCACAUCUGCCUCGUUGAACUUCACGCCGAUGGUGACAAUCGCACAGUAUCCGCCCUAUUACGGCAUCAACAUAACAGGAAUCAGCGUAGGAGGGAACCCACUUUCCAUACCGUCGACUGUGUUUUCCAAUACCACCGCAAUCAUAGACUCCGGGACCACGUUUACGUAUUUGCCUCCAACUGCAUACACCGCCCUCCAGUCGGCAUUCAAAGAGGCAAUGGCAAACUACACGAGUGCGCCUCCAGCUUUGCCGUUAGACACUUGCUACGACUUCAGUAUGCUUAGUGACAUCACCGUCCCAGCGAUCACGUUCUCUUUCGAUGGGCCAAUUAACGUGGAUUUGGAUGUGAGCGGGAUGUUUUACGUGUUGGAUCCGUCGCUAGUUUGUCUAGCAUUUGUGGCCAACAACGCAGAUACGGAUACAGUCAUCUACGGCAACACACAGCAGAGGACAUUUGAGGUGAUCUAUGAUGUGCCCGGAGGACAAAUUGGGUUUGGUGCCCAGGGCUGUUCCUAAGAUGGCCAUGGUCCCCUCGAGUUGCAUUUGAGUUGUCGGAAGGAGAAGGAAUCAUUCGAGUGUGUGCUUUAGUAGUACUUGGUAGGUUUGAAGAAUAAUAACGAAUGUCGUUCUCCUUGUCACUUCAAGUCGAAACACGCUACGAUCGUGAUUGUGUGAUAUAGUGACUGUUGUGAGUGUUUUGUUUUUCAUUCGAAGGAGAUAAAUGAAACAUCACGUGGAUUUUUACGAUAUC
Molecule: messenger RNA, 1582 nt
Organism: Eucalyptus grandis
Lineage: Eukaryota; Viridiplantae; Streptophyta; Magnoliopsida; Myrtales; Myrtaceae
Product: aspartyl protease family protein At5g10770-like
Exons: 3
Coding region: 199-1347 (382 amino acids)
Biological process (GO): proteolysis
Molecular function (GO): aspartic-type endopeptidase activity
Source: RefSeq, a predicted model, not a curated record